Molecule: messenger RNA, 978 nt
Organism: Momordica charantia (bitter melon)
Lineage: Eukaryota; Viridiplantae; Streptophyta; Magnoliopsida; Cucurbitales; Cucurbitaceae
Source: RefSeq, a predicted model, not a curated record
GAAUCGAAAGGGGAAAAAAAAAGCUAUUUUUGUGAGAAAAGAAAAAAUCCCCAUUUUUCACUCCUCUCUGUCCCUAACAUCUGAUUAGGGUUUGUUCUUCUCCGAUUUUCUUUGGAGUUCACUUCCGCUGUCCACCUCCAUCCUUCUCUCUUCCACCUACAUCAAGAGAUUGGGCUAAAGAUACAGCUUUAUUAUCUCUGGAAAGCUUCGCUCUGAUUCAAUGGCGUCGAUGCUCCAAAAACUCGUCAGAAAAUCGCCACCCACAAGAAUAAUUGCUGCUUUGCGUAGCCAGCCGUCACAAAAUCUCUCAGCACCCUGCAUUCUUCACCAGCCGCUCGAUAUCAUCAGUAAACCAGAUGGGCAUUGGGAUGCUAAUUUGAACUCAGUUUCUGCUUCGAAUCCGUCUCAGUUUUUGCAGUUUUACCCUAGUUUUCCGUUUGGGCUUUGCUUGCCGCAAAUCUCCUCAACUGGGUUGGUUCCGUUCGUGCCGGAUUAUGAUGAGCAAGAUGAUUCUCGGAAGUUGUGGGCUGAUAGCGUGAAAAAGAAGAGGAAGCGGAAGAUGAACAAGCACAAGUACAAGAAGCUGCGGAAGCGGCUCCGGAGGCAGACAUAGUAGCUUUAUUUGUCUUGUAGAUUGGGCUAAGAGAAUUUCCAUCGUUAUUGUUCUCUAGCGGCAAAUUCUUAAGAGAUUAUUGUUUCAAGCUCAAGUCAGACUUUUCACAGAACAGAUUUGCUUUUCAUUUUCCGGAAUAAGUUUCGAAGUGUUCUGCUAACUUGAAGUACAAAUGAUUCAUAUGAGUAAAAUAGUGAUAGGUACCUUCUGGAGUAGGGUUUUAUGGCAGAUUUUGUUUUAAUUUCAAGGUUGAUACUGGUGUAAGAUGAAGGGUUGUUAUCUAGUUUAUUCCCAAUGAAUCUCUGUAAUGGAACAAUUUUCUGGUUAUAUGAGAUGAAAUUAGACCUUUUUAUGGUUCUGAAUAA